Dimorphilus gyrociliatus is the source of this 1669-nucleotide messenger RNA. The record is from the annotation of a GenBank genome assembly. NCBI's taxonomy places the organism in Eukaryota, Metazoa, Annelida, Polychaeta, Dinophilidae.
AAGGAUUGUCGUUCACUAAAACUGUAAAUACUAAUAUAUUAUACAUUUAUUAACAUAGAUUUUCUAUAAAAGUUAGUCUAACACUAGAUGUCGUGAAAUAACCUUGUUCGGCACAAUCUCAAUGGCUAAUUUCUCAAACAGUUCUGACAACUUCUUCACGUGUAGUGUAAACUGGGGAAUUCUGGAGAUAUCAGCAGCUUGUGUUUAUCUUCUCACUGCUAUUAUAGCACUAACGGGUAAUGCGGUGUCAGCAUGGGUCCUAGCUGCAGGAAGAAAAUGUAAAACGGAAUUGAAUAAGUAUUUGCUGAACUUAGCUGCAGCAGAUAUCAGUUUAUCAGUAUUUUGCAUUCCAUUCACAUAUACGUCAAUUAUAUUUAAAUGCUGGAUCUUUGGUGACUUUUCUUGUCCCUCCAUACUCUUUCUACAAUGUCUAGGAAUUGCUGUUAGUGUUUUCACAAACGUCGCUAUCGGAAUAGAUAGUAAAAGCGUCUUGUUGUUGUAGUAGCUGAUUGACGUUUAUACCAGUUUGAUUUGCAAACACCAUUAAUCGUCGUAUACCUAUCUAUAUUACGCUCUGCUGUUCAAUUAUGAAUUAAUUUGGUUAACGCUUUGAAACAUAGUAAUAGUAACAUAUUGGAUCAUGAAAUCAAUUAAAAUGUCUACAAAAAAGCCGCUGUGCUCUUUCUCUUCUAAUUAACGAAAUUAUUGCAUUACAAUUAGAAUUGUAAAGGGAAGUAAAGGGUUAACUUAUAUUACUAUAAAUUUUUAAUUGUAUAAAAACUUAUUCAAUUAAAACUACAACAAUUAAUCAGUUAAUUUCUCUUCAGGUUAAUUGCUGUUAUAACACCUAUGAAAACGAGAUUAACUACAACCCGUUCAAAUUUUAUAUUAAUUCUUAUUUGGUUUGCUUCAAUUCUAUUAGCUCUACCGCAGUUGGUUGUUGCAAGAGCAAUGAGAAUCUACCCAAACAAUUCAGAUUCAAUUUGUUAUGAAUUUUGGCCUAAUCACUAUUAUAGAAAUGCUUACACAAUAACUAUAUCACUAACAACUUAUGUUGUACCUCUGACUGCUUUAUCUAUAGCCUACUCUGUAAUAUCAUUUACCCUUUAUCGUAGACGAUUACCAGGAGUUGCUGUAAGGUCUCGGGAUGAACUUCAAUUAACUUCUCGAAAAAAAGUAAUCAAGAUGCUAGUCGCUGUAGUUAUAGCUUUUGCAGUUUGUUGGGCUCCUUUAAAUGUAUUCAACGUUUUAAAUCAUCUUUGGCCUAAUGCCAUAUCUCCUGAGGGAGAAUAUUUUAUAUCUUAUUUUUCAAUUGCUCAUUUUAUAGCAAUGUUUCAUUCUGCAAUUAAUCCAUUUAUUUAUUCUUUCCUGUCUGAGCCAUUCAGAAAAGACCUAAAAAAUUUGAUAACUGGCCAUUGCUACAAAAAGACUUUAAGAAACUCCAAUAAGAAGUUUGUCUACAGGGCAUGUAGCCGUCAAACAGAACAAGAGGCACACGAACUAGAAAAUUAUGAAGAAGAUAUGUGAUGAUUUUCAAUGUUUAUCUAAAGUGUUAUUUACAUAUCCUCGUGCAAAAUGUACGUAUCUCCCCCUGAUUGUAUAGAGAGACUACAAGAACACUGCAAUUUUUAAAAACAAUGAUUAUUUUACAGUAACCUUAUUCGUAAAA